This is a messenger RNA of Uloborus diversus, 401 nucleotides long. RefSeq lists its product as uncharacterized. The record is from RefSeq and is a predicted model, not a curated record. The transcript is spliced from 3 exons. Bases 27 to 401 code for a protein of 124 amino acids. Lineage: Eukaryota; Metazoa; Arthropoda; Arachnida; Araneae; Uloboridae.
GGGAAGAAUCGGGAAUAAGAACAAGAAUGGAACCCUGGAAAGAAAGCAAGUCAGACCUGACGGAUGACAGCGAAUCUUCGCAAAGCGUCAAAUAUUCCUGCAGUCACUUCAAAAAUCAAGACACAGAAGACAUAUUUGACCGCGACUACAAGCCACCUGUUUUCGAAUUUAUUGAUGGUGAAAGGAAUUCAACUACGUCUCUGCCCCUGUUCAUCAUAGACCGACUUCCUGAAGAUUGCAAUCCUGAACCAAGCUUCGAAAGUUCAAGAGACAGAUUAUGCAAAUCUCUACCGAAUUUGAAUCGCCUUACAGAAGAAGAAGAACAAAGACCAAGCCUGCCUGAAGGUAAAAGUGUUGCUGAUGUAAAACUAAAUGGUCCCAGAGAAGGCAAGUCAGUUUAA